This is a messenger RNA of Prunus mume (Japanese apricot), 834 nucleotides long. NCBI's taxonomy places the organism in Eukaryota, Viridiplantae, Streptophyta, Magnoliopsida, Rosales, Rosaceae. The record is from RefSeq and is a predicted model, not a curated record.
AUGGCGGCUGCUGCUGAUCAUGGAAAAGUUACCACUAUCCUUAGUAUUGAUGGUGGAGGAGUGAGAGGCCUCAUCCCUGCCAACAUACUCGCCUUUCUCGAAUCUGAACUCAAGCACAGGAGGCCUUGUUACAGCUAUGCUUACCAAACCAAAUGGAGAAAACAGACCUUUGAAGCAAAUGAAAUCAAAACAUUUUAUUUUGAACAGGAUCUUCAUAUCUUCCCUCGCGAACCAACCAAAACAGCUGCAAUGUUUUUCCGCAUAGCCGGUUGGUUUGAAAAAAUAAAGAAAUGGGCGGAAUGGCUAGAAACACUGACCUUUGUGAAAUGGGUUGAGAAAGCAUUGCGCCCCAAAUACAAUGGUACUGCCCUGCAUGACAUAAUCAAGAAGGUAAUAGGAAAACCACGGCUUCAUGAAACUAUAACCAGUGUCAUCAUUCCCUCUUAUGACAUCAAGUUUCUCCAACCAGUCUCCACCUUGAAGGCAAAACACGAUCCAUCAAAGGAUGAUGUUCGGCUAGCAGAUGUCUCCAUUGCCGCAUCAGCGGCACCAUACUAUUUCCCUCCUUGCUAUUUUGAGCAUAAACCAUCCAAUGGAGUCCCAAGAAAAUUUAACCUCAUCGACGGUAGUGUUGCAGCCAACAAUCCUUUGGACAACUCACGUAGAGAAAAUCUUGAGCACCUUGAGAAGAUUGGGAAUCAACUCCUUGAAAAACCUGUUUCUGCAUUGAACCUGGAGAACGGCUUGUAUGAACCGAUCGACAACACAUUCAAACACAAAGACAGGCUUGCACAGUUUGCCAAAAAGCUGUCAGAUGAAAAAAAUGUCGACUAG